AUGUUCUCUGCCAUCUGGUUUGCUGGAAGGCUGGUUCCUGAUCCCAAUGGCUCAGCCGGAUUGGUGGUUGGUCUGGCCUCCGGGAGCACGCGGCACUAUGCCGUUUACUUCUGGGAGAUUGGCAUGACGCUAGCUAUACUUCCUGAAAACCUCACAGAGCAUGUUCCGCCUUCCCCAGAGGACGGCGGUUUUGAUUUGGUCUUCCCGGCUCCAGAGCCAGAAGCAAUGCUGGACUUUGGUGUUGCGCUAGGUGAAAUCAUCGAAGCCAGAGGAUGGGCAGUAGUGCAACUUUCUCACGCAAACAUGCUGUGUGAGUCAGCCUGUCGAGAGGCGCGGUCUCUGCGCCGUUUCUCAGGUCUGCGACAAGAACUAAUCCCGGACUACCUCGGGCAUGGGGUACGAGGAAAAGUCCAGUUUCUCUCUGGGCAGCGUGGGCGUGACGACCAAGCAAACCUACAGCGGCUUGAUUCUGAUUUCAAUGUGCUGGCACAGGCGGUGGCCGCGAACUCGUGGCACAGCAUGGGCUUCCGUAGCAUCGGGGAGAGGUCUCCAACCCUAUUGUGGGUGCCAUAUGCCACGCGCCGAGAGGAGUUCUCCAUGGAAGGGGACCCACUCAAUGAUGAUGACAUUGAGGAGGGUCACUUGGAGGAGCACCUCCAGUUUCUACGGCGCCGGCGACUAUGCUGCAUGCUCUGGCUCGAAGAAGACGGCGGCGAGAUCAGGCUGACCCCAGGUCCUCGGCGGCCAGAGCGAGCAGUCAGCCUGCCAGUGGGCCGGCGGAAGCUCCUGGUUUUCCGGGGCGAUCGCAUGACGUUUUCCUACAAGCCCUCGGGCAGGUUCGUUGUGCUGCAAAGCUGGGUCCUGGAGCCACCUGCGAAGUUUCAAGUUGGCAAGCUGGAAGGGCACCCUAUGAUGAAGGCAGAGGCCAUGGGUAUCAUGAAUGGGCGACCUCACCCAGAGGGGGACCGAGUGCACAUUAUGAGCGUCAUGUGUCGCCUGCCGGGUGGAGGCAGUGGACCAGACCAGUAUUGGUCCAUGCUGCUGGAUGGCACAGACGGCAUGUUGUCCAUUCCUUCCGGGAGGUGGGAUACUGAUCUGUACUGUACAAAGGAUGCGGAGCAUGAUGAGUAUGGCAAAUGCUACACCAUCCAUGGAGCAUUCGUUGCCAACGAAGAGAUUUUCUCUUUUGACAACGGCUUCUUCGACAUCCCUCACGAAGAAGCGAUGUUCAUGUCUCCCAGUCAGCGCGUUGUCAUGGAAGAUGGAUACACUGUGCUCUAUCGCGGUGGCUACAGUAAGGAAAGCCUGCGCGGGCGCAGCAUCGGCGUCUUUUUGGGUGAUACAGGGUCUGUUAGAAUCUCAGUGGCCCCUUUGCAAGCUUGCAUCACAAGACCACAUGUUGUUCCCAAAAAAGUGGCCGCUAUCGGGCGCCAACAAGAUUUCUGGCAUGGCCAAACUGUCCACUACCAGGAGCAUAGGCGAGCAGUGAUCUUUGCAUUACCCAGAGCCUCAGAUGCCAAGCGGCCGGGCAAUGUGACAGCACAGUAA
Symbiodinium pilosum is the source of this 1548-nucleotide messenger RNA. NCBI's taxonomy places the organism in Eukaryota, Dinophyceae, Suessiales, Symbiodiniaceae. The record is from the annotation of a GenBank genome assembly.